This is a messenger RNA of Hippoglossus stenolepis (Pacific halibut), 1369 nucleotides long. RefSeq names its product musculoskeletal, embryonic nuclear protein 1a (gene mustn1a). The record is from RefSeq and is a predicted model, not a curated record. NCBI's taxonomy places the organism in Eukaryota, Metazoa, Chordata, Actinopteri, Pleuronectiformes, Pleuronectidae. Gene Ontology annotation, cellular component: nucleus. Gene Ontology annotation, biological process: chondrocyte proliferation; chondrocyte differentiation; tissue regeneration. Bases 262 to 498 code for a protein of 78 amino acids. The transcript is spliced from 3 exons.
GUUUCAGCAGUGAGCUCAUCAUUUUCUAAUGUAGCAGCAGGGGAGACAGCAAAGCAUGACAGAAAGCAGAGAGAAUGAGAGAAGGAGGAGUCUGAACACUCGUUACGUCAUUUGUUAGUGUUAGGAACAGAUUUAUUGUCCUCUGGAGAAUCUCUGCCUGGUUGUGUGUAUAUGCGAGCUGGACGUACAGGAGGAAAAUAGCAACGGCUGACACAGGAGAGGAACAUUUCAUAUCAGGAUAUUUUCACCUUCUCAAACAUCAUGUCUCAGCCAGGUCAGGAAGAGGAUGAACAAAUGCAGCGUCCUGAAGUGAGCGAUCAGGAUCUGACUGAGGCAAAGGGCAAACUGGGCGGUGGUGGGCCAGCAAAGAGCAAGACGUUUGAAGUAAUGGAGGAGUGCGCCAAAGUGGGUAAAGCUGCUCCCUCUGUGUUCAGUGGCGCGAGGUCCGGAGCAGAGACGGCUUUCAACACACGCUCAGCUCGACCAGUCAGAAAGUAGCUGAGGGACUUUCUGACCAUGAGAUGACAACACCUGUUCCAUGUUAGGGGGGUUUGGUAUGAGUUGAUUUACAGCUGUAUUUAGUGGCCUGGUUUUGUUCAUCUUUGUCCUGCUUGUGUUUUGGCACUUAACUGGUUUCUCCAGGUUUCAACAAGUUAACUUUAAGACUUUUAAAGACUUUUUAAAACCAUAAUGAAUUAAAUUUAAGAUUUGUGUCGUGUGUGACAGAUAUGAAGGAAUACCCCUGAAUAAUUUACAUUUUGCUGUUAUUGAAGAUUAGGUGAAGUAGCACAAUACUCAGAUGAAUUCACACUCCACAUUGAUCUUGUUAAUAUUUUGUGUAAGUUUCUCAAAACUUAUUCCCACAACCAACUGCUAAAGAAAACGAGAGGUUAGAAAAACAAAGGUCUUGUUUGUAGUUUCAUUAGUUUGCUCGUAUCUGUCACGUUGAAAAAGAACUACAACACACAGACAAUACAAAUGCCGCUACAGCAAAACUCAUUUCGAAGCACGACAGAAGUAGCGUUAAAUGAACGUUAACAUAAUCAAGACCUAUCUAAAUGUAUUUCAUAACUCAAACAUAAUUUCAACAUAUUUAAGACUUUAAGGGCUGAAAUUCAAUGGAUUUUAGACUUUUUAAGACCCUGAGCAAACCCUGACUUAAACUGUUUUGUUGUAGCAUGUUCAACUAAUUUCUAUAAAAAUAUAAUUUGUUUUUUAUUUAUUAUUUUUUGUGGUUUCUCCUUUUUGUUUUUCACCUAGUGUAUGAGAGCACAGGAUAAUAAGCCACCUCCCAUGUGCUAUAUUGUUAUUGAUCCGUAUGAACAUUCAUUAAUAAAAACAAAAUAAAAAAGGUAUCAAUCAAAGUAAA